Fusarium redolens is the source of this 4194-nucleotide messenger RNA. RefSeq lists its product as uncharacterized. The record is from RefSeq and is a predicted model, not a curated record. NCBI's taxonomy places the organism in Eukaryota, Fungi, Ascomycota, Sordariomycetes, Hypocreales, Nectriaceae. The transcript has 7 exons. Gene Ontology annotation, molecular function: protein binding. Bases 1 to 4194 code for a protein of 1397 amino acids.
AUGGAUAUUCAAACCACGGAUUCUGACAGUGAAUUUGAAAUUGAGAGCAGGAUACCUGCCGAAUCGGCCUUCGGGUCUCAUCCAGAUCGUGACAAUAAGUCGGAAAUCGGAGAUACGCCCUUGUCGCAAUUCGAAAGCACUCCUUCGCGGGUUCCAAGCCCUACAAGUUCAGAAAGUGCUAGAGAAUCCAGUAAGGCUUUAGUGGACUGGACGCCUAUCAUCGAAGAAGGAAAUCAACGCCGACCACAGUUGAACAGUCAGGAUGACCCAGUCCUAGACCAUCUCAGACGCUUCAGCACGCCAAAGCCGACCCAUAAGAACUUUAGACUACGAGGCAUUCCACUUGAGUACGAGUCUAGGAAGGAGGUUCGCAGCCUUAUUCAGAAAACUCUUGCACUCGAGCCUAGUGCAAGCCCUACUGUUUACUCGCUUGCGCUUUCUCCUACCGAUAAAAACAGCAAAAUAGCUACAAUUAGCUUCCCAUCUAUCCCAAAUUCUUUAUCAGAUCGCUCUAAGGACGAGUGGAUAUUUCAGCUAUCAGAAGACGACAAUUUCGAUUUCGGCAGAUCUCUUGUUUUUGAUACACACUUUGCAGGCUUCACGCCAUUUCAACGGACGAGCGAUAACGAUUGUCAUGUAGAUGUGAUCGCAGUAUGCGGUCUUGGGGGGCAUGCCUUAGGUUCCUUCAAAGAAAAGAAUGGCCCAUUCGUUUGGAUUCGAGAUGCUCUACCGUCAGAUAUCCCGAAUGCGAGGAUUUUGACCUACGGCUAUGACACUCAGCUUGAUCCAAACAAACCGCGUUCAACACUUUUCAUGGGGCACAGUCUAGGAGGCCUUGUCAUCAAAGAGACCGUUCGUACAUUGAAAGACGAACCCCCUGACGCUGACACAUCAGUCCUUAACUCCAUCUGCGGCUUCGCAUUUUUUGGUGUUCCUCAUCGGGGUCUAGCGGCUGAGUGCCUUGUUCCUUUGGUAAAAGAUUAUCCCAACCGGGCGCUUCUUGAGUCACUCAACAAGAAUUCUCCCCUUCUUGAACGUCUGCAAGUUGAGUUCGAUAAAAUAUCGCAAGCAAGGAGCUUUUCUAUCGUGUCUUUUUACGAGACUGAAAUAUCCCCUACAGCGGCUUGGGUUAAUGGCAAGUGGGAGAUAUCUGGUCCCAGCGAAGUGUUAGUUGAAGUUUCCUCAGCAACAUCUGGUAGCCAAAAUCAGCAUCCGAUCAACCGCAAUCACUCUGAGAUGGUAAAAUACAGUAGCGUACAUGACCAACUAUACCGGCGGGUGAUAAUUGCCAUUCGUUCUGUAUUAGGCACCUCGCGAGGAUGGCCUGGUCCUGAAGGUAUAAGAGGAAGACCACAAGCUUCCGAUCACCUUUCGGGCGAUGAGACAGAAUGUCUGCGUUCGUUAUCAUUUCCUGAGCAAGAUUAUAGAUACUCCGAUGUUACUUAUGCCAAUGACACAUGUGAAUGGCUUCUUGAAGAUUUGAAAUACCAGAAAUGGUUGAAUGACCCCCGUGGCCUCUUCUGGAUCAAGGGCUCUCCCGGGACAGGUAAAUCCGUCCUAUUGAAGUUUGCUGCUGAUACCAUGAACCGCAGAAAGACUGGAGAGCUUGUCGUGUCAUUUUUCUUCUAUGGGCGAGGAACACCGUUACAAAGAACGCCUUUGGGCAUGUUUCAUGCUUUGCUCAAUUCAUUACUUAGGUCAUUUCCAACAUACCUUAUUGAGCUCACGCGACGUUUUCAAGAUCAACAGCAGCGAUAUGGAUCGUACGAACAGAAGAAUGGAUGGCGCUGGAAUGAGAAAGAGCUCGAGAAGCUUCUGUCUAAGCUUUUACUUGAGGGAACGAAAGAACAACCAGUGGUGAUAUUCGUUGACGCGCUUGAUGAGUGCGGAGAGGAACAUGCCAAACACCUACUGACAUACUUCAAAGGCAUCACGGUUGAUGCCGAGAGCGGACAAUCUAUGGUCAGGAUAUGCUUUUCCUCAAGGCAUUUUCCAGUCCUCUCGCUUGAGACGAUGUCGGGAGUUUAUGUGGAAGAGAGAAAUGAUAAGGACAUCAGACUGGUCGUUGAAGACAGGCUCCAAGACAUUCGACCAGAUGAAAGACGUCGACAACUUGAGAACGAGAUAUUGUUGAAAGCUCACGGAGGAUUUCAUUGGGCGAUACUAAUCACUAGCAUGAUACUCGAUGAAGACGCAUCUGGCGCAAGAACCGAGGAUCUACUAAGAAUGAUAUCGACUACCCCACCAGAACUCAACGAGCUAUACGAUCACAUCCUGAAGGGUGCAACAAAGGAUAUGCAAGCGGAAAUAACAAAGUUGUUUCAAUGGGUUUUGUUUGCAGAGCGGCCAUUGUGUGCACAAGAGCUUCGGGAGGCUCUUGCUACUGAUAAGGAUAUGACUUGUGCAACGAUUGGAGAGCUUAGAUCUCAUGGAUACUGGUCUGAUACUGUAGCCCAAUUCGAGAGCCGGGUUCGACAUAUAUCCAGAGGCCUAGUUGAGUUUCAGACGCGAGACGCCUGGGAACAGUACGAGCCUGAAGGAGAGGAAUGGAACCGGGAAGCUCAAUUUAUCCAUCAAUCGGCCGCGGACUUUGUUUUGGAAAGGUUCCUCCACAUGGCUAACACUGGGCCUAACGCACAAUCGGCAAUCGGGGCCGGGCAUUACGGGAUUUCGAGGUCUUGUCUCAGGUAUUUGACCCUGAAAGAGAUUCUUGAAGGCGACAAUCUGGAUCGAGGUCAACUCACGACAAAGUUUCCAUUAUUGCAUUAUGGGGUGUCUUUUCUUUUUUACCAUGUUUGGACUGUUGAAGAAGAUGGAAUUGAUCAGAGUGAUCUCCUAUCCCUCGUCCCAUGGGGUCACCGAAAGACCGUCGAGAUGCUUGCGACUCUAUGGAGAGUAAUGGGACCCUACAGUUUGCAUGUACCGCAUGGAUGGCCGUUUCCAGGAGCAACCCUUUUGCACAUCGUUGUAGGAUUUGGUUCGGCCAGUCUAUUAGAUAAAUCCCUUCUGAGAGACGAAGUGGAGCUGGAUUCAAGAGAUUCAGAGGGAAACACACCACUCCAUCUUAGUCUCAGAGAAAAUCGCGAGGACCUGGCCCUUCUGCUGUUGUCUCGUUCAAUGGCUUGGCAAAGAGAGACUGAGCAGCAUGAUCCAACUGCUGGUCACAUUAACCAUGGGAUACAGAGAAGAAAUUACCUUGCGCAUGUCAAUGCAAGGAAUGUGGAUGGCGAGGCACCUUUGAGCCUGGCGUUGUCUAUAAGAGCUGAAAAGGCAAUCGAAAGCUUGAUCAAUGCAGGUGCCGAUGUCCGGUACGAAAAAGGGUUGGUGUUUCACGCCAUCAACAGCAGGAAUAGAAUGCUUCUGUCACGGCUGAUGGAAAAAGGUGCAAAUCUCGAUGGGGCGCCCUUCUAUACAGUCCAAGUUAUGAGUCAAACUGAGCACCACGAUCAGACUUUGCACCAUAUCUUGUCUGAUCUAUGGCAGGCAGGUGCUAGCUCGAAGAAGUUCGCAGGUCCCAGCUUUGAAAAUGAAGUGAUCUACUACCAGGAGAGCGACGACGAGCACGAGGCCGAAGAGUAUGACGAAACGAUCCUCUUUGCUUCAAGGAAAGGCAUGUUAUCGGCAAUUAACAUUAUGCUCUCUCACGGUUCUUCUUUAGCGAUCCGAGGACGACACGGUGUGUUUCCUUUAUUGGCUGCCACAAGGAAUCAGCAUUUGGAAACCGCCAGAGUUCUGCUACGUUCCUCGCCCCAAGCAGUCCAACUGACAGAUGAUUUUGGUGUCACAGCUUUGGAUGCAGCCAUUGAACGCCAACUGUUUGAUCUUGCGCUCUUUUUUGUCCGAGAGGGAAACCGCGCUGCUAUCUCAAGGGGACCGUUCCUCGAUGCUGUCAGGCAGAACCAGGUUGAAUUGAUACGCACAAUCUUAAAAUCGAACGAGGAUACCGCUGGACUGGUCAACGAAAGAGAUGAAACAGGAACCACACCAUUCCUGGAAGCUGUCCGCAAUCAAUACUACGACAUGGUCAUAGUCCUACUCGGCACGGGCACAAUUGACGUCAAUAUGACUGGACAAGACGGGGUUACUCCGUUACGCCUAGCAUUUAGACAGGAGGAUAGAGUGAUGGCGGAGCUCCUCCUUAAUACUGGCGAAGUAGAUGAAGACGGGAAAGCUGAGGUAAAAGGUUGGCUAUGA